This is a messenger RNA of Rhineura floridana, 5656 nucleotides long. RefSeq names its product axin 2 (gene AXIN2). Lineage: Eukaryota; Metazoa; Chordata; Lepidosauria; Squamata; Rhineuridae. Gene Ontology annotation, biological process: negative regulation of canonical Wnt signaling pathway. The coding region runs from base 519 to 3047 and encodes 842 amino acids. The record is from RefSeq and is a predicted model, not a curated record. The transcript is spliced from 11 exons.
AAGUGGGGGAGGGAUCAGGUCUUUUGAUAUUUUUUUCCUCCCUUUUUCUGUUGGAUUAAAGAAGGGGGUAGCGAAGAAAGGAGAGGCUCAUACUGAACUCUCCCUUCACUGAUACGUUUCACGCAACGUCCUAUCCCCCCCCCCGGGUUUUAAACUCUCAUAUGCUAUUAUGAAACAUGAGAGGAGGCUAGUGAUGAAAAUAUAGAGAGGAAAUCGGCGGAACAUUGCGGAUUACUUUUCUCCAUUCUGUAGAAAAAGACCAAGGGAGGUGGAUUUGACGGGGAGCUGCUGUCCCCCCCCCUUUUUAAGGAAGUACGGAGCGCCCGUUUACGGAGGGGGCGGGAAAAAAGACCCACCAAAACUACUGGAUCAAUGAGAGAAGACUCGAAGGAUCCCCUGCUGACUUGAGAAAGAAGAGAAAGAAAGAGAGAGAGAGAGAGAGAGAGAGAGAGAGACACGGAUUACUGAGGAACUUAAAAGAAAAAAAGUAAGUCCUACCAGAAGGGACUCCAGGAACCAUGAGCAGUGCAGCAUUGCUGACGCACCUUCCAGACCCCAGCAGCAGCUUCAGAGAAGAUGCCCCACGCCCCCCUGUACCAGGGGAAGAAGGAGAGACACCAUGCCACCUGGCUGCCAGUUUGUUUUUCAUGAAAAACCAAAGCUUCAAGGCCAUGUCAGUUUCUUCCACACCAAGGAGGAAUGAGGAUGGUCUUGGGGAGCCAGAAGGCAGUGCUUCUCCAGACUCCCCUCUAGCACGAUGGACCAAAUCCUUGCAUUCCUUACUGGGAGAUCAAGAUGGUGCCUAUCUCUUUCGGACCUUCCUGGAAAGAGAAAAAUGUGUGGAUACUUUAGACUUCUGGUUUGCCUGCAAUGGCUUCAGGCAGAUGGACCUUAAGGAUACCAAAACUUUAAGAGUAGCCAAAGCUAUAUACAAAAGGUACAUUGAGAACAACAGCAUUGUCUCCAAACAGCUCAAGCCUGCCACUAAGACCUACAUAAGGGAUAAUAUUAAGAAGCAGCAGAUCGAUUCUAUCAUGUUUGAUCAGGCACAGACUGAGAUUCAGACUGUGAUGGAGGAAAAUGCUUACCAGAUGUUUUUGACUUCUGAUAUAUACCUCGAAUAUGUAAGGAGUGGGGGAGAAAAUCCUGCUUACAUUAACAGCAAUGGACUGGGGAGCUUAAAAGUUGACUGUGGCUAUCUCCCUACUUUGAAUGAAGAAGAGGAAUGGAGGUGUGCAGACUUUAAAAACAAACUCUUGCCAUCCGUGCUUGGGCUAUCCAGUAAGGCACUGAGGGCUACAGCAAGUGUCCGAGCUACAGAAACUGUGGGAAAUGGAUUCAGGUCCUUUAAGAGGAAUGAUCCUGUUAACCCUUACCAUGUGAACUCUGGCUAUGUCUUUGCUCCUGCCACUAGUGCAAAUGAUAGUGAAAUAUCUAGUGACGCUCUGACUGAUGACUCCAUGUCAAUGACGGACAGUAGUGUUGAUGGGAUCCCUCCAUACAGACUCGGGAGCAAGAAGCAGCUCCAGAGGGAAAUGCAUCGUAGCGUCAAGGCCAAUGGUCAAGUUUCUCUACCUCACUUUCCACGAACCCACCGUCUUCCUAAAGAAAUGACCCCUGUGGAACCAGCUAUCUUUGCAGCCGAACUCAUCUCUCGGUUGGAGAAGCUCAAGCUGGAGCAAGAGACCAUGGACUGUUUGGAAGAGAGGCUGCAGCAAAUCACAGAGGAUGAAGAGAAGGAGGCAUCUGACGUACCCGUCUGCUCACAGUCCAGCAGAGAUGUUGCGGCCACACAGCAUCAGCAGCACCACCUUGCUAUCUUACCAUCCGGCAGCUAUGAGGAUGACCCACAGGCAAUCCUGGAUGACCACCUAUCCCGAGUGCUGAAGACCCCAGGGUGCCAGUCUCCCGGCAUGGGACGGCAUAGUCCUCGCACACACUCUCCAGACCGCCUUCCAGGUGGCAAGUUGCUACUGGCGCCAGGCACAGCCUCGAUACCCACAGCCUGUGCCCUCAUUGGCAAAGGAUUUAUCACUAAGCAGACCACUAAGCAUGUUCACCAUCACUAUAUACACCACCAUACCAUUCCCAAGACAAAAGAGCAGAUAGAAGCUGAAGCCGCCCAGCGAGUCCAGUGCUUGUGUGGUGGAGGCAGUGACUACUAUUGCUACUCAAAGUGCAAGGGGCACUCCAAAGGGGUGGACCUUCCUGUAGCUCAGCUAGAGCCAUUUGGCCUCAGCAGAACUGGGACGUUACCAAAAAGGAACUGUAAGCUGCCGGAUGGCAUCAUCUUGCCAGGUGGGGAAGGAGGAGGGCUUUCCAUACCACCAGGAAUCCAGCUACCUGGAGGGGAGACAGACCGCUCACAGAAUGUCUGGCAGUGGAUGUUGGAGAGUGAAAGACAAUCUAAGCACAAGCCCCAUAGCACACAAAGCGCAAAGAAGGCCUACAAUUCAGAGUCAACCAGAGGCGUGCCUGGUGAGCGUCCAGCCCGUCACCACCAGUGGGGGAACAGCAGCCACCCACGUGGCGCACAGCCUGCCCACCCUUUUGUCCAGGAUCCUGCCAUGCCGCCACUUACACCACCCAACACUCUGGCCCAGCUAGAGGAAGCGUGCCGCAGGCUGGCGGAAGUAUCCAAACCACAGAAACAACGAUGUUCAGCUUCAAGUCAGCCAAGGGAUCGCAGCCACUUGACUUCUGUACCAGGAGGAAAUGGUCCUUUUUGCAAUGCAAGUGUAGCUUCAGAAGAUCACAAAGAACCAAAGAAACUCCCUAUUGUUCACUCCUCCCAGCCUAGUGAGUUGGUUGUCACUUACUUUUUCUGUGGAGAGGAAAUUCCCUAUAGGAGGAUGUUAAAGGCCCAGAGCCUGACACUUGGGCACUUUAAAGAGCAGCUGAGCAAGAAGGGAAAUUAUAGGUAUUACUUCAAAAAGACAAGUGAUGAGUUUGACUGUGGUGCAGUUUUUGAAGAAAUCUGGGAUGAUGAUGCCAUUCUGCCAAUGUACGAAGGAAGGAUCCUGGGAAAAGUUGAGAGGAUUGACUGACUGGCUGGCAUUGUCUGUGUGUGGGUGUUUUAAGGAGACACAAGCUAAAGAUGCCAGCCUUUGGACACAACCACCAAACAGAUUUUGAAGGAAGGUUGGAACCAAUGAAGAAGAAGCAGCACAGACAGAUUGAGGUCUAUGAAGACUUUGCCAAAUCAGCCUUACAGUUUAUUUUAUUUUUUAGAAAAAGGUUGAGCGGGUUACCAAGUUGUUAAUAACCCUGAACUAUUUAUUAAAAACAUGACCACUCUGGGUUAUUGAAGAUGCAGACAAUGUUUUGAAAGACUUCCAUAUAUAAUAUAUGGCUUCCUGAGGAUCCCAAACCUUAUGGACUAAGAAAAACUGUGUAUAGCUUCCCUUACAGUAAUCCUUAUUGAUAUUUAUUGAACAGUCUGGGGUUUUCCCCCCCCCCUUAAGUCCAGUUUAUGGACAUGCUGCUUUAAACAUUGGAGAGAAGAGGAGAUAUGAUAUAGAGAAAGGGGUGGUUUUAUAUUUUAUUUUUUACAUUGUUUCCACUAUCUAAAUAAAUUAGAAUUUUGUCUUUUAGUAAAAAAAAAAAAAAAGAUAUAAAAGUGCAUUUAUUUCCACCACCUUAGAAAACAAGCUGGAAUUAUGUUGUGUUCAACAUUCCUCCAGUUGUUUGUUUGUUUUCUUGGAGAGGAAGGGGAGAAAGAGGGAGAAUGAAUAUUGUCUUACACAUUUACUCUUCUAGAAAUUGGUGCAUAGUAAUCAAUGCUGCUCUGUUUGUCAGGUCUGGUGCAGACACAACAUCCUUGGUUGCCUCACAGUGGGUUUGGAGAUCAGCAGGAUGCCACUGACUUUUGCAUGGUUUGCCGUGUCCUCUUCCGCACUAUUCCUCUUGUGGACUUAAUCAUGGUGCAGGAUUAUGUCUGCGCUCAUGGUAACACUACCUGUGGUUAGGUUUAACAGAGUUUGAGAACCUGCUUUGAAUCAUGGUUGCAAAGUUUGGUUUGAAACUCACCACGGCUACCGUUAACCAUGGCCCAAAGUAAUGCUGCAUCUUGGUGAGCUCCAUAAAGGGAAGGAGAAAUGUAUUUGCAGGAGGGGAGGAAGAAUGGAUACGCAAGCAGGUAGUUGCUUCUGAUUCCCCUAACUGUGAGCAGGAGAUUGGAAAUGUUGUAUCUGUGCCAGACCUAACUGUGUUCUCAUGGGGUAAAUGUAACAAUUACAAGGGGUAAUAACGGUAUAUGGGUCUUGUCAGUCAGUUUCUGUGGGAAAAAUAUACAACUGCCUGUAUUUUUGCUCUAUGUCAGUAUGCAUUGUUUCCAGUGCCUGUCUUCAGCAAGGCAGCCUGUUGCAAGUCUCCAAGAGCAACACUAUGAAGUUGAUAGGAACCCAAUGGUCCAUAUAGUCUAGUUUUAUGAAAGUUGCCUAUCUCAAGCACAGAAGGAAAAGAGGUACAUGAAAAAAUACUAUUAAUACAGCAUCCAGUUCAUAUUGUCAAUAUAAGAGCCAGAUGUCUUUUAAAAAAAUCAAUAUUUUUCAACAAAAUCAGCGAUGCUUUGUUCUUGAAAGAAAUGUAGUCACUCUUUCAGUAGUGGCACUUUGUAUCAUAAACUAUAGUUAAUAGGCCAAAUUUUCAAGACAGGUGGUGCCCAUCCAAGCUGUAACACCUAUUAUUAGAGUGAAUGGAAACUAUAGGUUGGUGCACUGUUCAACCCUGUGUAGCUUGCUCCAACUUUCUAGGUGAAAUUUUGGCUCCCCGCAACAAAAGUUUCCACUGGGUUCAGCAUAAGGACCAGAAUCUCAUUUUGGGAGCAUUCUUGCUAGGGCUGUCACUAUUCUGAUAAACAAAAAGCAGUCAUGCUUCUACCAGAUCAAUCAGUGUGUGCGGACAUCACAGCUUUCCAUUAAGCUUUGGCAGAGCUUGGAAAAGUUACUUUUUUAAACUACAACCCCCAUCAGCCCCAGCCAGCAUGGCCACUGGAUUGGGCUGAUGGGAGUUGUAGUUCAAAAAAGUAACUUUUCUAAGCUCUGGCUUUGGGCAACUCAGACAUUUUAGCUGUUUUGGCAAGUAGAAAUGAUGCAGUUGCUGGCUUCUGGGACAGUAGCUGGACCAGCUUUAGCCUGUGCUCCUCAAGCAGCCUCAGUAUAAAACAUAGCACACUAGAUUAUGGCUGAAAUGUGUGGAACACUUUUCUGUGAUGUAAAACUAUCACAUGCAUUCUGCAAUCAGAUUGUGUGUAUUGCGACAAAAUACCCAUCUACACCCAUUUUAGUUCUAUUGUGUUUUCUUUCAUUGGUGCAUUGUAUUCCAAUGUUACAUUUCUUUUGUAUAAUAUGUCUGUAUAUAGUGUAGGGGGAAAUGUGGUGGGGAAAAUACUAUUAAUACACUAUCUCUAGUGUGUGUUUUUAAGAAAAACACUUCAAUGAGUACAGUACCUGUGCCUACAUGGUGUUACUAUGCCAUGUUUCGCCCUGUGUUCAGGGUCCAAACUCUCCCUUGUUUGUAUAAGGGGUUUAUGUAUAAUAUAUUUUAUGCCUUUUUACUACAAGUCUUGUACUUUAUGACUUUUGCCAUGACAUUUGUUCUACUUAUACUGUAAAUUAUGCAUUAUAAAGAGUUUCAUUUAAAGAAAAAAAUUACU